Messenger RNA from Sander lucioperca (pikeperch), 1162 nucleotides. Its product is annotated as ependymin-2-like. The transcript is spliced from 6 exons. Bases 153 to 824 code for a protein of 223 amino acids. The record is from RefSeq and is a predicted model, not a curated record. Gene Ontology annotation, molecular function: calcium ion binding. Gene Ontology annotation, cellular component: extracellular region; lysosome. Gene Ontology annotation, biological process: cell-matrix adhesion. Lineage: Eukaryota; Metazoa; Chordata; Actinopteri; Perciformes; Percidae.
GCAGCUUUUCACUCACAUGUAUGACUUUUCAUAAGAGUAAUAGGGUUAAAAAUUAACCCUGAAAGCUGGUGUAUCUCCUGGAGCCUCAGUGUUCGUAUAUAUAAGGAAGUGACUCCUCUCUCGUUCACCAGAGUGUUUGUGGCUGCCUUACAAUGCGGAGCGUGGAAUCCAAAAGUAUGAGAUUCUUAGUAUUGUUACCGUGCUUCCUAGCAGGCUGCCUGACUCAGAAGCCUCACCCAUGCUCAAGUCCUCCUCUCCUGAGCGGAGCCCUCACUAUAACCACACAGAAUGAAAAGCUGUGGACUUAUGCCACAUACCUGUAUGAUGCGAUUGGACAACGGGUCCGGAUCAUGGAGCUGGGCACUUAUGAGAAUAAGUCAUUCACCUAUGACGCUCUUCUGCUCUACAAAGAGGCUACCAUGUAUGAGAUCAACGACGUUGACCGUACAUGCAAGAAAAAGCCUCUGAAAGCAGACUUCCAGCCUAUGGCAAUCCCAAAAGAUGCCUCACUGCUAAGCCAGGCUGUUCUGGGCAGCUCGUCUGGACCUGGACAAGGACUCCUGGUCAACUGUUGGGUUGGAGAGCUGCCAGACAAAUCAGGAAAGUACAUGACCACAGUCACUGAAUUCGGUUGCAUCCCUGUGAGCACUGAUUACCAGACAAAGGAGUAUGGAUGGUUGGUGACAAGCUUCUUCAACAACAUCAUUGGGAUAGAGGACCCCGGGAAGCUCAACCCUCCAGACUUCUGCCAGGAUGCAGGGCUGAAUGCUGACAGCGAAGAAGAGCCUGUAGACUUCUUCAGCGUGUUCCUCAAACAGCAUUGAGGCCUUCAGCACAGCAUUCCUUUAACUAAUGAUUUGCCAUUAAACAAGUGGAGCUACUGAAUCACGGCUUUGUUAGGUGGUAUACAGCACACCUACUCCUGCUAAUAACGUCUUUUUCCAAGCAUCUUGAGUUGAGCAUCUCAGACCAAAUUUUGCAGAAUUUGCCAUAUGUUUUUGGGUUGUUUUUUACAUACACUAUUUCUGUCUUUACCCAACCCAAACCCCAAUGUUUUCAUAGUGACAAUGGGUCCAAAAAACUCCCUCUUUCUAUCAAUUUGCUGAUGUGUGACCAUGUGUAAUUUUAAUCAAUAAAUAUAUUAGAACAAUAAACAAAUGCA